Messenger RNA from Erigeron canadensis, 1331 nucleotides. Its product is annotated as lysine histidine transporter 1-like. The record is from RefSeq and is a predicted model, not a curated record. The coding region runs from base 103 to 1302 and encodes 399 amino acids. Gene Ontology annotation, cellular component: plasma membrane. NCBI's taxonomy places the organism in Eukaryota, Viridiplantae, Streptophyta, Magnoliopsida, Asterales, Asteraceae. The transcript is spliced from 7 exons.
GACAACAGAACUGAAAGAGAGAAAAAACUUGAAGAAUGGCUUCCGAUCACGUCCUCAAGGAACGCAAAGUGGUGGUACUCCGCUUUUCACAAUGUUACUGCCAUGGUUGGAGCCGGAGUUCUUGGUCUCCCCCAUGCCAUUGCCCAACUUGGAUGGGGUCCUGGACUGGCAGUGUUGUUCUUAUCAUGGGUUAUAACUCUGUAUACAUUAUGGCAAAUGGUUGAGAUGCAUGAAAUGGUCCCUGGGAAACGAUUCGACAGGUACCAUGAGUUAGGCCAACAUGCUUUUGGAGAAAAACUUGGUCUAGCUAUCGUUGUUCCACAACAAGUAAUCGUUGAAGUUGGUGUCUGUAUUGUUUAUAUGGUGACUGGAGGACAAUCCCUCAAGAAAUUUCAUGAUUUGGUUUGCGGGACUAACUGCCAUGACAUCAAGCUCACUUACUUCAUCAUGAUCUUUGCUUCUGUCCAUUUUGUUCUUUCCCAUCUCCCCAAUUUCAACUCCAUCUCUGGUGUGUCUUUGGCCGCGGCAGUCAUGUCCCUUAGCUACUCUACAAUCGCAUGGGCUGCUUCCUUGAAGAAGGGUGUGCAGCCAAACGUAGAAUACACAUACAAACCUCAAUCCACAGGAGGGACAGUACUAAGCUUCUUUAAUGCACUGGGUACCAUUGCGUUUGCUUAUGCUGGCCACAAUGUAGUCUUGGAGAUUCAGGCCACUAUUCCUUCAACCCCUGAAAAGCCUUCAAAGGGUCCCAUGUGGAAGGGAGUGGUGAUCGCCUACAUUGUGGUCGCCAUAUGCUACUUCCCAGUUGCUAUUAUCGGGUUUUGGACUUAUGGAAAUACUGUCUCGGAUAAUAUCCUGAUCAGUUUGGAGAAGCCCACCUGGCUCAUCGCUGCUGCUAAUAUGUUUGUGGUGGUUCACGUUAUUGGAAGCUAUCAGAUUUAUGCAAUGCCAGUGUUUGAUAUGCUCGAAACUGCGCUGGUCACCAAGUUAAACUUCUCCCCCAGCUUUAUUCUACGCUUCAUCACUAGAACCGUAUAUGUUGGUUUAACCAUGUUUGUUGCAAUUUGCAUCCCGUUCUUUGGAGGGCUUCUCGGAUUCUUUGGAGGAUUUGCAUUUGCCCCAACAACAUAUUUUCUACCUUGCAUCAUGUGGCUUACUAUCUAUAAACCGAAAAAAAUGAGCUUAUCUUGGCUUACUAACUGGAUCUGCAUUAUACUUGGAGUUGCUUUGAUGGUAGUAUCGCCUAUAGGUGGAUUGAGGCAGAUCAUUCUUGAUGCCAAAAGUUACAAGUUUUUCGAUUAAGUUGGACGUUUUAGUAGCUAGAUAUUAAA